Molecule: messenger RNA, 768 nt
Organism: Lepidothrix coronata (blue-crowned manakin)
Lineage: Eukaryota; Metazoa; Chordata; Aves; Passeriformes; Pipridae
Gene: PHOX2B
Product: paired like homeobox 2b
Exons: 3
Biological process (GO): regulation of transcription by RNA polymerase II
Molecular function (GO): DNA-binding transcription factor activity, RNA polymerase II-specific; RNA polymerase II transcription regulatory region sequence-specific DNA binding
Source: RefSeq, a predicted model, not a curated record
AUGUAUAAAAUGGAAUAUUCUUACCUCAAUUCCUCUGCCUACGAGUCCUGUAUGGCUGGGAUGGACACUUCGAGCCUGGCUUCAGCUUAUGCUGACUUCAGUUCCUGCAGCCAAGCCAGUGGCUUUCAAUAUAACCCUAUAAGGACCACUUUUGGGGCCACCUCUGGCUGCCCAUCCCUCACUCCAGGAUCCUGCAGUCUCGGCUCUCUUAGGGACCACCAGAGCAGUCCAUACGCAGCAGUUCCUUACAAACUCUUCACUGACCACGGGGGUUUAAACGAGAAGAGGAAACAGAGGCGGAUCAGAACCACGUUCACCAGCGCCCAGCUCAAGGAACUGGAGAGGGUGUUUGCAGAGACUCAUUACCCUGACAUAUACACCCGGGAGGAGCUGGCACUCAAGAUAGACCUCACCGAGGCGAGAGUGCAGGUCUGGUUCCAGAACCGCCGCGCCAAAUUCCGCAAGCAGGAGCGGGCGGCGGCGGCGGCGGCGGCGGCCGCCAAGAACGGGGCGGCCGGCAAGAAGUCUGACGCCUCCCGUGACGACGAGAGCAAGGAGGCCAAGAGCACCGACCCCGACAGCACGGGCGGCCCCGGCCCCAACCCCAACCCGGCGCCCAGCUGCGGCGGAGGCGGCGGCGGCGGACCCAGCCCCGCCGCCGGGCAGGGAGCGGCGGGGCCCGGAGGGCCGGGGGGCGAGCCGGGCAAGGGAGCGGCGGGGCCCGGCGGGCUGGCGGCGGCGGGGCCGGGGCAGGGCUGGGCGCCGGGG